AUGGACAAUGGAGCUGUGCGUGUGACGUCUGAGGCCCUUGGGACAGGAGAACUGUGCAUUGGUGCCUCAGACGAAAGAGCAAAGGAAUGGCGGAUUGUGUGCAGAGGAUUUGAAGUUUGUGCGCACUUUCUCUGUGGUGACAGCGGAACUAAUGCAGAUGUGAAAGAGGCUGCCGACCCCAAGCUGGGCCAGGCUUGGCCUAGCACCAGGCCCACCGCCGAAAAAAUGUCUGGAAGCAAAAGCAACAAAAAACCUGUGAAGCUUACCACCCCAGUCCAUCCACUGCCUUCUACCUCUGAAAACCUCCCCAAAAACGUGAAUGGCUCUACUGGCUCGUCCCUGCUCGGGCUCCCAGAGGUCCAACGCCGGCGACACACCAUGGACCGUGACUCAAGAACAGCUGAACACCGCUUCUUCAGGCGCAGCGUCAUCUGCGACUCAAAUGCGACCGCCCUGGACCUGCCCAGUAAAGCUACUGUCCUCAUCACCUCUCCACCAGACUGCGGUGCAGUGGCCACCUUUUUCCCCCCUCAAGUCCCGGUAAAUGCGCCCAGUUUGCGGGAUUGCGACCCCAAAGAUACCCAGAGAGCUCCGGUUCUACAAUCUAGUCUAGUAUCAGGCUUGGAGCAGUGCCUUGCCAAAACGUUGGCGGAGGAAAGCAGUUCAAAUGUCGACGGGCAAGUCAAUAUUGAAAACGUUCAAAGUCAUGUUCAAACCGCGAAAGAAAGUACCGCAGCCGUAGCGACGCAAGAGCCAACCCCGACAGCAUUGGAUGUUACGGAUAAAGCCCAAGAAGGCGAGCAACCCGACAUCACGAUCGAGAAAAACGAGACUGUGGGAAAAGACGAGAAGUCGGAAUGUAGCACUCGUAGCCCAACGGAGGACAAAGACAAAGAGACAGAAGAGCAGAAAGAACAAGCUAAGGCGAGGGCGGAGCAAAGGGAGGCCGAGAAACGCGUGCAGGAUGAUAUCGAAGAGGCGGAGACCAAAGCCGUGGGCACAUCACCGGACGGCCGCUUCUUAAAGUUCGACAUUGAGAUCGGACGAGGGUCCUUUAAGACGGUCUACAAGGGGCUUGAUACAGAGACCACGGUGGAGGUUGCCUGGUGCGAGCUACAGGACCGUAAGCUGUCCAAGUCUGAACGGCAGCGCUUCAAAGAGGAGGCGGGCAUGCUGAAGGGGCUCCAGCACCCCAACAUUGUGCGGUUCUAUGACUCCUGGGAGGGGCCCUGCAAGGGAAAGAAAUGCAUCGUGCUGGUGACUGAACUCAUGACGUCCGGCACUCUCAAAACGUACUUGAAACGGUUCAAGGUGAUGAAGAUCAAGGUUCUUCGCUCGUGGUGUCGACAGAUCCUCAAGGGGCUGCACUUCUUACACACCAGAGCCCCGCCCAUCAUCCACCGAGACCUCAAGUGUGACAAUAUCUUCAUCACGGGCCCCACCGGCUCAGUCAAGAUCGGAGACCUGGGGCUGGCCACGCUCAAGAGGGCCUCGUUCGCCAAGAGCGUCAUAGGCACUCCAGAGUUCAUGGCUCCGGAGAUGUACGAGGAGAAGUACGACGAGUCUGUGGACGUGUAUGCAUUUGGGAUGUGCAUGUUGGAGAUGGCUACAUCUGAAUACCCCUACUCUGAAUGCCAGAACGCCGCACAGAUCUACAAGCGUGUCACCAGCGGAGUGAAGCCGGCCAGUUUUGACAAGGUUGCCAUCCCAGAAGUGAAGGAAAUCAUAGAGGGCUGCAUCAGGACAAACAAGGAUGAAAGAUACGCCAUCAAGAUCCUGCUGAACCACGCAUUCUUCCAGGAGGAAACGGGAGUGCGUGUGGAACUGGCCGAGGAGGACGAUGGGGAAAUGACCGCCAUCAAACUAUGGUUGAGGAUAGAGGAUGCCAAGAAGCUGAAAGGAAAAUACAAAGAUAAUGAAGCCAUAGAAUUUUCGUUUGACCUCAACAAAGAUGUUGCAGAAGAUGUGGCCCAAGAAAUGGUGGAGUCUGGAUAUGUGGCUGAAGGCGACCACAAGACCAUGGCCAAAGCCAUCAAAGAUCGUGUGUCUCUGAUCCUGCGCAAGAGGGAGCAGAGGCAGCUGGUGCGCGAAGAGCAGGAGAAGAGGAAGCUCCAGGGCCAGCAGCAGACAGGGGCCCAGGAGACCCCCAAGACCCCCCAUCAACAGGCCGAAUCGGAGGACACCGAGGUGGAGCAGCAGCAGAUCUACUAUCAGCUGUCAGUGGAGCUGGCAGGGGACAGUGGGCAGGGUUCUUCAGUCUUCUCGCCGGACUCUCCUCAUGUUGGACCCCUGAGCAUGUCCUACAGCUCGGGGCUUCCUUACCCCCCAGCCCCAUCCAGCGGCUCAGGAUACCCCCAGCCCAUGUCGGCCGUGCUGCACCGCCGCCGCCGCUGUCGUAGCAUGUCGGUGUGCGUGCCGCCAUCAUCCUUCUCCCUCCCGCCCUGCGCUCCUGCCCCUGCGCGCGCUCCCCACUCGGUCGAGCGCGGGGAUCUGUCGGGGCGUCUGUCCAGAGCGCUGGAGGCUGUGCAGCCCGUGCACUCGGCCUCUCCCCAGCCCCAGCCUCAGCCUCAGCCCCAGGCCAGGCAACGGAGAGCCAGUCUUCCUGCGCUCUUCUCCAGCGCCCAGCACACACUGCCUCACCCGUACAGCGGAGGAGCAGGAGGAGUCACGGCAGGGCUGCCUGACCCCCCCACCAUGUUCUUCCCCCCCAUCCCUGAGCGUCCCGUCUCGUUCUCGCCUCCUCCCACCGGCCCACCUAAAGGAUACAACAACCAGCGACGCAAAAGCACGUCCAUCCUGGAGGCCCACACACGCCACUUCCAGCCCGCCUACCCACGCUACGGCAGCAGCCUGCACCCCUUCUCUGGGAUGGACGGGGUAGACAGCCCCUCCCUCUACAUGGUCAGCCCCAGUUUUGCAGUGGCAGCUCAGAGACUGGGCGUGGGAGAGCCUCUGCACCUGCCAGGCCAGUCUGAGGGUGGUCUGUACGGGAUGAGAGACAUGAGAGCAGAUCAUGAGGAGGUUGUGAGGAGGCUGAGUCUGAACCAGGCUGCCUUACUGGACCAUUACGAGGCCAUGGCGUACGGGGGCUAUCCGAUGAGCGCACACCAGCUUGGCCUGUACCACCAGCAGAGACAGGCAGCAGCAGCAAGUUUGGCCUACGAUCCCGUGCCUCCACAGGCGGGCUUCUUACACGCUCAUCUGAUGCAGAGGAUGAGUGCACACAGCCCCGUUCCUCAGUUAUCCUCAAUGGGAGUGUCCAGUGGGGGUGCUGUGUCCUCAUCCUCUGAAGCCUGUUACCCCCCUGGGCCGGGGAUCUUGACAGAGCAACCUUCCUCCUCCUCAGUCUUUGACUUUCACGUGGCUGCAGCAGCAGCAGCCGCAGCAGGAGACCCUGUGUUUGCAUCACGGCUGUACCGCGGACGCCGCAGCUCCAUGGACUUGCCCCUGGAGGACAGCGCGGGCUCGGGGGGGUCUGGGACUUACAGUCGCCUGCAGCCAGUCACAGAGGAGCUGUACUCCUACCUGAGCCCCGAGCAGCCUCUGCCACCAGGCAGCCUGCUGCUGCAUUACAGCGGGCUCCCAGUGAAGGAGCAGAGCCCGGAGCCCUCCACAGACUCACUCACCUCUUCUGAUGCAGGAGAGUUUCAGUCUCCCCCUCCCCAGACACUUCCUGCCUUUGACCCUUCAGCUGCCCAGUUCAUCCCUCACUCAUCUGCUUCUUACGACACCUCAGCUCCUUUGAUGGCCAUCGAUCCUCAGGCACAUCCUCCUUCAAUGCAGAGCUUCCUCCCUCCCACCCCUGCAGCCGAGCCUCGCCCCAGGGGAGGCUCCUGUUCCCAGCUGGAGAGCCUGAUGCAGAGCGCCUGGGCCCGGCAUGGAGGAGUGCUGCCCGCCCCACCUGACAUGAGCUACCACGAGUCUGUGCUGGCCAUGCAGGCCACUCAAACCCCCAUGCAGGUUCAAACCCCGACUCCACAGCAGACCUCAGGACCUCAGCUGGGACUGGCUGCAAACCAAUCACACACAACAUCACAGCAGGUGAUAUCAUCCACUCAAUCGAGUAAUGCAUCAAUUCAAAGCCCCACUCUCGCCCCCCAAACCCAGCCUCCUCCCGUCUCUGCACUCUCCUCUCUGCUUUCCAUCACUGUUCCGCCGGCGGUGUUGGAUCCCUCCCCUCCCUCUCCGUGCCCAAAUGGGAGGGCCCUCCUCUCUCCCCCUCCUCCCCCUUCUGCGGUGCCCAUCAUCAGCGUAGAGCCCGCCCCCAUCCACAGCCAAAUGGACACGGUGCCGCAGCCCACAGAGUUGUCCCAGUCACAACUUUUGCCGCCCCAUGUCCAGGCAUCCAUUGAGAGUGGUCACUCUGAAGCGUCCGGUCUCAGUGAUGGGAACGACGGAGGAGGACGUCACGAAGGCCGCUCCACCAAACGUUACCAGCGGCGCUCUGUUCGGAGCAGGUCCCGGAACGACAAGUUUUCCAAAGCAAAGCUCAACGUGCUCAGUAUCUCGAACCGUGGGGACAGAGUGGCAGAGUGUCAGCUGGAGACACACAACAGGAAGAUGGUGACGUUUCGCUUUGAUCUGGACGGGGACAACCCAGAGGAGAUUGCACAGAUAAUGGUGGAGAGUGAGUUCAUCCUGGAGACUGAGCGAGACUCCUUCAUGGAGCAGAUCCGUGAGGUGAUCCAGAACGCUGACAAGAAGGGCCCCAGCGGUCAGAUGGUGGGCGACAUGGAGCAGCAAGUUCCAGCCCUAUCGGAGCACUUGAAAGACUCUCCUCCCAGUGCCAGUACUCAGGUGGUCCACUCAACAGGGAGGAAGUUCAUCGUGAGCCCAGUCCCUGAGACCAGACUGAGGGAGCCGCUGUCCACCCCCACCUCCCCAGCUCCUGCCACGCCAGGCGAAAUAACGGUUUCUCCGGUGUCAGUGGUCCUCCCAGCUCAGCCCUCCACCUCGGCUGCAGGCCUCUCCCAGUCAGCUGGAGCAGUCAGUCUGCAGCAGGCCUUCAGCGAGCUCCGUCAGUCCACACAGUUGGACACCGGCCCUAGCACCGCUCCCGCUUCUAUCACCUUCUCAACACCCUCGUUCCAGCCUCUAUUCAUUAUCAACUCUGCCUCCGCUGCUUCUCCUAUACCUCCUGCCAUGUUCUGCACCAGUACUGCUGCAGUUCCCAUUGCACAAGAGCUAGAAAUACAUAUCCCAACCCCACACACCUCAUCUGUUCCUGGCAUUUGUCUUAGCCCGCCUUCUACGUCAUCUCCACCUAUCACUGAGCUGAGCCAAGUAUGUCUCCAGCCGAGUCUCCAGCCGAGUCUCCAGCCAGGUCUUCAGCAGAGUCCCCAGCCAAGUUCCCAGCCAAAAGCGCAAAUAGAAAUCCAAAAUAUACCCCAAACACCAACUCAAACCGCGUCUCAAUCCUUUGCUCCUAUGUGUACAUCGACAACCAUGACUUGUGCAUCAUCCGCAUCACCCGCAGUUGAAAAUAUCGAAGCAACGUUGCCUUCUUCUGCAUCCAGCGAUGUCUGUGUGGAUGCUAUUUCCAACUCUCCAACUAAGUCUUCUCCUUCGUCAACUCUAUUGCCGACAGCAGCGCCUCUUUUGACCACCUCCGCUGCCCAAUUGCCGCCUCCCUCAGCAGGGCAAGUGACCGCCGGAGUUCCCCAAGUGCAAUCCACGCUGGUGCAUACCCAACCGCAAACGUCCGCACUACCAGGGCAGACCCAUGCACACUGCGGGGAAUGCGAGACCAGAAGCGAAGUACCGAUCGACGCGCAAGGAAAGCCAGACGAUAUCCAAGUGUUGGAGAAGAAGCUACGCUCGCUCUUCAUGGAUCUGGGAGGGGUGGGGUCUGCGCAGGGAGAGACGAUUGGGGAUUCUGUCUUUAGUCCAUCGACGACAGGGACCUCCUCGCCGAUCGGUCCAGGUGUGAUGUCGACCUUACCUGGAGCGGUGCAAACGGUCAACCCAGUUCAGCCUCCUUCCAGUCUAGCUUUGGGGCAGAUGGAGGCCAGUGUGCAGAGCCAGGGGGUUCCCGGGACACCUAGUACCUGUGUGCCUACUCAGUCUGUGAACCCUGCGUUGCCUUUUGGCCAGACCACUCCAUCCAAAACCCCUGUAUCCCGAGUGUCGACCAGCUCCACUUCUUCAGAUCUGCUGCCACCCUUCUCUGGACUAAACCAGUCCCAGCAGCCUCUGGAGGACCUGGAUGCCCAGUUAAGACGAGCCUUAAGCCCAGAGACGGUCCCCAUCAGCCCACACGCACAGCUGCCACAAAGCACUGGAACUGAACUGCCAAUUCCUUUUUCUUUGGAGGAUGAAAUGCGAGCUUGUCCGUCCCCAGCUCCUGCUCCCGUGUCUGCAGGAGAAAUUCGACUUGGAAGAUUUAAGGUCUCUGUGGCAUCAGAAGAGCCCUCAGCACCUCCCCCCGUCUGCUUCUCCACAUCCACCUCCUCCUCUUCCUCCUCCUCCUCUUCCUCCUCAUCAAACCUGUCCAGCCCUGAGAGCACACUGCAUAGGGCCGCUCUGUCCAGGCUCAGGCCUCCCCUGCUCCAGUCCGCAGAUGCUGUGGACGGGCCGCCCCAGAAGACUCCAUCACCCUUCACCUCUCCCUGUCCGUCCCCCAGGCCCACAGCCACCAUCGGCCGCUUCCAGGUCAGCAGCAGCAGCAGCCCAGGAGCUCGCGUGGGUCGCUUCUCGGUGAGCCGCGCCCAGGACCAGAGCCCUGAUCCUCCUCCGCAGCCCCCCUCUUCACAUGUUACUAACGGUCCCAGUGACCCCAGUCCUCAGACUGUACAUCAAAGCCCGCUGUCCAGCCUCAACAACUCCUUCAACCACUCUUACCUGAGCAGCGAUAACGACUCAGAGUUUGAGGAUGAAGAUUUUCAGCGAGAAGUCAAUCGUCUGAGGGAGAAGCACAUGUUGGAGAUCCAGGCCCUUCACUCGCGACAGAAAGGGGAAAUCGAAGGCCUGUUUGCUCGACUCGGAAAGGUUCCUCCAACCACAGUUCUACCUCCUGCUGCGGCACUGUCAGGCCGGAGGAGGAGGCCGACCAAAAGUAAAUCUUCCAAAUCCUCCAGAGCAAGCUCCACGCAUGGAAGCAGGAGCCCACUACCACAAGGAAGCACUUUAUCUGCCCAGAGCGCGCCCACCAUGUACCCGGGCCAGCUGCCUCUCCUGUCCCAGCCAGGGCUCUCCGAGGGCGGGGUGCGGCCUCUCAAGUCCUCCCACUCCAGCGACAUCCUGUGCUCGGCCUACACCAGUGAAGCCGCGCUGUCCGUGCCCGGCCUGUGCGCGCCCACGCCAGGCUGUGUAAAGUUCCACUGGGGCUCGGAGCGCGUGGCCUUGAAGCCGGCUGGCCGCAGGACCCGCUUUCUCAAUCUCCCGAAAAAGGGCCACCGGUUUUUGCCCACCCACUGUCCCCCUCCAUGUCCCGGCCACCCCACACCCUCACCCCUGCCUCCUCCUGCCCCCUCCCACAUCCUGCCUAACCCUCCCCUUCAAACCGGGGGGCCCUUCCCCACCCUACUUCCAAAUCCCCCUCCCCUGGCCCCCGUCCACCACCCUCCACUGGCACCCUUCAAAACCUCACUGCACCCCCUCCCCCUUCCCUCCUGGACACUAAAACCCCUUACCCCUGGCCCUCCCCCCUAUGGCACCUCCCCUCCUCCUGACCUCCAUGCACAAACCCCUCGACCCUCCACCUCCUGCCCCACCCUGCUGUCCCCCCCCCGCUGCCGCUUCUGGAGUCCGGGGAAUGACGGCCACCAAGGGGCUGGGCUGGAGAAUGGGAGACCUCUCCCGGGGGGGGGACCUCAAAAAACCUGGGAGGCCUGGGAAACCCCCACGCUGGGGGAGGGAUAA
Molecule: messenger RNA, 7860 nt
Organism: Knipowitschia caucasica
Lineage: Eukaryota; Metazoa; Chordata; Actinopteri; Gobiiformes; Gobiidae
Source: the annotation of a GenBank genome assembly